This is a messenger RNA of Papilio polytes (common Mormon), 1165 nucleotides long. Its product is annotated as malate dehydrogenase-like. Gene Ontology annotation, biological process: carboxylic acid metabolic process. The transcript has a single exon. Gene Ontology annotation, molecular function: L-malate dehydrogenase (NAD+) activity. The coding region runs from base 59 to 1108 and encodes 349 amino acids. Gene Ontology annotation, cellular component: cytoplasm. NCBI's taxonomy places the organism in Eukaryota, Metazoa, Arthropoda, Insecta, Lepidoptera, Papilionidae. The record is from RefSeq and is a predicted model, not a curated record.
UAGAAAUUAUAGAAAACCAAAUUAACAUCAGUAACUUCAAUCAAAAAUCUUUACAAUCAUGUUGUUAGCUAAAUUUAAAUCGCCAAAACCGUUCUUUACAAAUACAGGGAAAUCCCAUUUAACUUGUAUACCAAUGAGAAGUCUUCAAGUAUCUAUCAUAGGCUCCAUUGGAGAGGUUGGAUCUAAUUUGGCUUUACUAUUAAAACAGAAUCCAAAGAUUUCGAGAUUACAAUUGUACGACGAUAAUGAAAAUGUGAAUAAACUAGCAAUGGAAUUAGACUGUUUACCAGGCGGACCUAGUGUGUCGGCUUUCGCGGGUCCAUCCAUGUUACGUCCGGCGAUACGUUUUACAGACCUCAUCCUAAUGGUCGACAGGACUCACAGGAAGCCAGGUAUUAAACGGGAGCAAAUGAUUUUCGCCAACGCACCUCCAGUUCAGAAGCUUUGCAGAGCAAUGGCUGAACAGAAUUCGACGGCAUUUUUAGCUAUGUCUACAAGUCCGUUAAAUUCAAUAGUACCAUUUGCAAGCGUACUUUUGCUUAAUUAUGGCAGUUACAAUCCAUUUAAAGUGUUUGGUAUUACGCACCUCGAUUUAGCGAGGACACGAUCUCUUGCUGGUAAUGUUCUACAAGCGAAUCCAAUGUCAUUACAAAUACCAGUGAUCGGGGGACAUUCGGAUGAGACGAUAGUUCCGCUAUUUUCGAAUAUUUCACCGAAGACAUACGAAUUAUCCGAACGCCAAGCUGAUAUGUUAACGAGACUAAUAAGAAAAGCUGGUGUGGAGGUUGUUAAUAAAAAAUAUGGUGUCGAAUCCGCCACCUUGUCGAUGGCAUGGGCGAUAAAUGAGUUUGUGGAUUGUAUUUUAGAUGCGUUACGUGGAGCUGAAGUGAUUGUAAAUUCGUAUACGGCGAAUCCUCAUUUUGGAACAAAAUUUUUCUCUGGUCCUACCAUAGUUGGACCACAAGGUUUGGUACAACCAUGCUAUGAAUUCAAAUUGAACGAAUAUGAAGAUAAACUUUUAGAUAAAGCAAUUCCGAUGAUAAGUCGAGACGUAGCCCAAGGAGAGCAAUAUGUUGACGUGUUUGAAAGCUUUGUGAAGAAAUUUUAAUUUAAAUUUUGUUUAUGUGUUCAAUAAGUUUGACAAAAUAAAAAUUGAUUUUAUGUA